This is a messenger RNA of Kuraishia capsulata CBS 1993, 2976 nucleotides long. RefSeq lists its product as uncharacterized. The record is from RefSeq and is a predicted model, not a curated record. Lineage: Eukaryota; Fungi; Ascomycota; Pichiomycetes; Pichiales; Pichiaceae. The coding region runs from base 1 to 2976 and encodes 991 amino acids. Gene Ontology annotation, biological process: regulation of GTPase activity. The transcript has a single exon.
AUGACAUCAAACGAGUUGAAUUUCUUCCAUACAAAAAUUCACCUAAAAGUGGAGGCCCACCCGCCAGAUUUCAACAGUCGUGGACUAUGUGUAAAACGCGUGGGACUUUUUCGCGGAGCCACAACUUGUUUAAUUGAGAAUUAUUGCUCUUACAACCCCAGCUUAACGAAUCACAUUCCGACCCCAAUCAUGACAAACAAUGAGUUGGAGAGCCGAGGAACAUUCGAGAGGGUUCUUUCUUGGAGUUUUCACAUUAAAAGCGAAGAGUCUUGGAAGUCUGCUAUUGUUAGUAUCACCAAUGAUGGUAAAUUACUUGCAGGGUCUGAGGUGUUGAUAGACGAGCUGCAAAGGUGCAAUAUUCAGAUUUUAUUCGACAAAUAUUGCGUUCUAAUUGAACGCAAAGUAUAUAUCCAGGGCCCCAAGACCGACUUCAUUGAAUUCAUCAAAGUCCUUUCUUCAUGGCAAUCCCUGGGCCGCGAGGGGUUCUCCUCCAAGUGGCAUCCUGCUAUGUCGAUCACCGAACAAGGAAAAGUUGAGGGAAACCAACUGCUGGUUUGUCGUUUCAAGGUGUUUGCUCCUUUGCCUUUUAAGAGCAAACACAUCAAGAUUGCCGGAGGUCCAGCCGUGCCCAUGUACCCAUUGAAGACCCCAGACGCAACUCUACAGGAGGACUGGUUCUAUGUGAUGGGCCACUUGAAAUCGGAUGGAAUAUUGAAUUUACUUCACGAGGGAGAUGGUUCUUUAUUGUAUUCAGUUGAUGUUUCUCAAUUGUUCACGUCGGAGAUUAUACAGAUUGAUCAUUCGAUGUUCCAGAACUCAAACACGCUGUUUGUGGGCUUCAUAGACGAGUUGAGACGCCAGCAGUUCCCAAACGAGUAUCCAUUUCUCAGCAAACAGAGGCUUGUGAGGGAAUCUUUUUUGAAGGAGCAGGACUCCAAAAAUAUCACCAGGUUGUUGAUCCAGUUUCCUCUCCACAUCGACUUGGAGGAUUGGUUCGUCACGCUUAAGGCCUUUGCCAAACGCGAGCACUACUACUUGCAGCACAAUCCCGAUCAGAAACUGCGAAGUUCCAAGCAUGUGACAUUAGAGGUAACCGAAGCCAAGUUUUCUCCGACUGCUCUUCCCUCUUCCGAUAGCAACUCCGAAGGUCCAGGCCUUUAUGCCGAGCUGAGUUUCUGGGGAGCAACGUGGUGUCGAACUGCGAUUGUGAAAAGCCGAACGAAUCCGUUCUGGAAGGAAAAUUUCAAGCUGGAAUGUCCGUGUUCCACAGAAAGUGCCAGAAUUCUCGUCAAGAAAUGCAGUUUCAAGAACGAGGCUUUCUCUCAGAACGAUGUGAUACUGGGAGAGUCUCGCGUGGAUCUGACUCAAAGCGGCAAAUCAACAGACAAGAGACUCAUAAUAGGAUCUUCCAAUUUGGAGAUUGGGUCAUUGGAUACCACUUUGACCGUUGGUGAGAUUCGCAUUCUCCCGCACAACGCUUACAAAAUAUUUGAGAGUAUGCUACGAAGUCUACCUCCAAAAGAUUUACAAGAAAUGGUGAUUACGUUACAAUCUUCUUCCAAUGAUUUGGAGACCCUUUCAAGUAUUCUGUUAGAUUCCUUUCAGUCGCUGGGGAUUGAAACAGAGCUUUUUGCAGCGUUGAGGGAGACGGCGAUGAAGCCAUUGGACUCAAUGACUCGCCAGAACAGAGUGAAUGCGAAAACAACCUCUCCAAACUCGCUGAAUACCGUGUUUAGAGGAAAUUCAGCUCUCACUAAAUGUCUGGAAAUGUACUUCUUACGGGUUGGCCACGAAUACCUCGAGAAGGUGAUUGGGCCAUUUGUUCAGAGGAUUAGUGACAAGAACAUCGAUUGCGAGGUGGACCCUAGAGCUGGCGGUGGUGAUGCCGUUGCUAAAACCAAUUUGGGUCACCUGACAGACUACGUGAAUGAGCUUUGGGAGUUGAUGUACUCAACCACAAAUGAUCUUCCCAGACAGAUAAAGGACCAGCUGACCUUUUUGAGGAAGGACGUUGAGAAUUCGGUCGAACCAGACGAUAUAAAGACACCUUUGAAUGCGCUAUCAGCGUUUAUCUUCCUGAGGUUCAUGUGCCCAGCAUUGCUGAACCCCAAAUUGUUCUUUCUGGCCAAAGAACACCAGACUGGAAGAACUCAGAGGACGCUGAUGUUAGUAGCCAAGAUUCUGAUGAUGAUGGCCAACCGAGGAAAAUUCAGCGAAUACAAGGAGCCAUAUAUGGUUGGAUUGAAUACUUUCUUAGAGGAACACGACCAGAUGGUGAUUGACUACUUUGACAAACUCACGGGGCGGAAAAUGGACUUUUCAGAGAGGAUACUUGAUAUGAGUGAUGUGGUAUCAAGGCUGUCUGUUGAAGUUCCUCCUGCAAUUCUUUCUGAGCUGCCCACCAACCCAUAUUUGAUUGAUAAGUACCAUUCUUUGGUUCAACUAAUACACUGUCUCAACGAGACGAGGUCUCUAAAGAAGUCCUCAAGUGCGAAGCAUAUUUCGAGCGAACCACAGAUGCUCCAGAUAGAUGAUGUGGACUUUGGCUCACAGGAGUUUCUGAGCAGUCUACUUGAAUCAUCGAGCUCCGACCUAUAUGAUACAAAUCUCAGCUCUUUCCUUAGACAGAACGUGACAUUCCAAGACCUUCUCGAGCAAGCUGCCAUUGUGGAGGUGAAAUCAAGCAAGCUAUGUGAACUUUUCAACAAACCAGAACUGCCCUCAGACUUCACCGCUGGCGGAUGGUCUGAGUUCGAGCGGGAGCAAUUUUCCUCGGGAAUCGUCGACAAAAAGGGACAUUUAGGACAUAUCAACGAGAAACUUAAGGAAUGCAGACCUUUGGAGGAUGUUUUGCAAAAACUGCUUUUACAAACCUCUCCCAGUUUUGACAGUCUUGCUAGUACUCCAACGGUUACUGCAAAGCCAGAAAAACGGUUGAAUCCAAUUACAAGGCUGUUUCGCAAGAAAAAGACAUAG